ACGGAGAAGCGAAUCCGGCUCCGUUUUAGGGCUCAUGGGAAAUGAGGCGCUGGCAGCGUCCCCCACCUGAUGCGCCCCCUGCUAUCCCAGUCCUGGGCCCCUCCCAGCUCUGCCAGUGCACCUCAGACCUGGUGUGCAGCCCCCCCCCCCCCCCACCAUUGCAGGCCUGUCUGCACCCCACCUACGCUGCCGAUGUCCCUGAGUCCUGAAUUACAGCACCCCCUGUUGUGCCAGUGCUGCUCCCCAGCAGUGCACUGUGACCUGAUUGGCGGCGUCUUCUGCUUCCUAGUUCUCCCGGUUUUGCAAAGGCACAGCAAUCCUGGCAACAUCCUUUGCUAUGCUACUUUGUCCCAAACUCUGCCACUGCACCUCUGGUAGGGGAUAUCAACUGCCCCACACUGACCUGACAGUGACUCCAGAGGAGCAUGUGGAUGAAGAGAGGUAUUACCAGCUGUACCCAGGGCACAUCCCCACCAGCCCUCUGCAGAAAGUACUGCUGUCUGCUGGCUCAGCAUUUAUGGCUCUCUACAACCCCUACCGGCAUGAUAUGGUGGCAGUCCUUGGUGAGACAACUGGCUCUUCAGCCCUGCGGAGCCUGAGGGAUAAAAUGAGGCACGACCCUGAAGGUUAUCAGAUCCUACAAGAGCGGCCUCGGAUCCGGCUCUCCACCCUGGACGUGACUGGGCUCCGGGGUCUGCCGGAUGGAACGUUUGGCCGAGAAUAUGUCCGGUUUUUGGACAGCAAUAGGGUUUCUCCGGACACCAGGAUGCCGGUCAAGUUUGUUGAUGAAGAGGAGCUGGCCUAUGUGAUCCAGCGGUACCGUGAAGUCCAUGACCUGAUGCACACUCUCCUCGGCAUGCCCACCAACAUGCUUGGGGAGGUUGUGGUGAAGUGGUUCGAAGCCAUUCAGACUGGCCUGCCCAUGUGCAUUCUGGGAGCGGUGUUUGGCCCAGUUCGUCUCAAUGCCCGGAAGCUGCAGAUCCUGACCAUGGAGCUCAUUCCCUGGGCUGUUCAGAGUGGCCGCAAUGCCAGUUGUGUCCUGAAUUUCUACUACGAGAACCGCUGGGAGCAGACGGUGGAGUCUCUGAGGGAGGAGAUUGGAAUCUUACAUCCCCCUGCUAUUUGAGUGUGAAAGUCUGUGGGGACCGGGGGGCAUACUGGGCUUCACACCGACGGGGUGGAGCCUCACUGGGCACCAUGCAUGAGGAGCAAUGACUAAACCCUUUGCAGGUUCGAGACUCCUCCUGGGAAUUCUCCUACAGCAGUGGAGGGCAUCAGUCUGCCCAAAUGAGAUGCUGGGUUGCCAAGAAUAUAAGGGCUGCACCUAGGGCCAGAUUCCUUGCUGUCGUAAGCCGCUGCAGCUCUGCUGAUGUCAGUGAAUUCGCACUUUCUCACGCCAAAGGUGAAUUUGAACCCUGUGGCUGUCUUAGUCCUCAGCGUAGAGAUAUGGCCCAUGGAGCUAAGUUCCACCAUGCAGUGUGCCAGCUAGAUCCCAGUAGAGGCUGGGCCAUGGAGUCUCCAUGCGCUGCGUUUCUUCACAAGACCCCAUGGUAGGGCCCCGUGGUCUGCAUUCAGUUAUCCUGUAAUACUGGAGUGGGGAAAAGGGGAAGCAGAGCUGGGUUAAAGUAGCUCUGGACCUAUCUAGUAACUUUUGGCUUCUGAUUGCUAUAACUUUCCCUAGGUGAAUACCUACCCCACUGGGGAGCUGUGAGACUUAAUUCCCAAGGGCAGCGCUUCUCAAGCUAUCUGAUGGGUGGGGGACUGGCAAUUUUUUUCCCCAAUAUGCGCGCAGACCGGCCGCCGAUGGCUUGCAGACCGGCACCGGUCCGCGGACCACCACUUUGAGUAGCACUGCCCUGGGGGACCAUUCUACCCCAGUUAAAGCCAGUUGAUUUACCAAACAGCGCCUGGACAGACUCAUUGCCUAUGACAAAGUGACAGCUGAUCAGCGCUCGUGCUCUGCUCUGCCCCCAGUUGUACCGGCUUGCACUGAUGGUAGAUGUAGGAAUGUAUUUCGUUUCUCUAGUACAGCUCGACUGAUCAGUCGCAUACCCGCCUUGGCAGCUGGGAAGGAGUUAAGCUCUUGUUCAGUCACAGCGAAACCAAACCCCACUGAGUUGGGAGGGCCUGUGUGCCACAGUGUGUCAAUUGCUGCAUACAAUUUAAAACAAAGUACACCACUGGCAUCCCCCUCGCUGACUGUCUCAGCAGACAGGCCAAGGAUUGAAUGGGCCACGGGCCCGGAGUUCCCCUCUCGUCCCCAACUGCGUCCCUUCCAGUUUACAAUAGAGGCACAGUGACAGGCUCGCCAGCGGGAAGCACUUACCGACCCUGUCCAGUCUCUGCCUGCUCCAAGGAGAGACGAUUUCGGUCCCCACUAAUUCCACAUGAUUUUGUCUUUGUUUUAAACAGUGAACUAGCUCUCUGUGCACUCCAGGGCCGUGAGGCUGUGUAUCUGCAGAACAGAGAGAGUGAGAAGGAGGUGAUGAAUCCCACAGGGAGUGGAACUCUCAGAUUGCACAUGCUGUUUGUGCUGGGUCAGUGUUUAUAAACUGAUUUCUGUGCGGUGUAACUGAGUUGGGUUCUAUACUUAUAAGGCAAAUAACAAAGCCCAGAUUGAAUAGUUCUUGUUGCUGGGCUGGGACGCACCAAAGCAGGAUGUAUUUUAAUGUGGCGUUUUGAGGCUGACGUUCCUUGUUCAUGAAUAAAAUCCCUGGUGACACUUGCA
This is a messenger RNA of Chelonia mydas (Green sea turtle), 2728 nucleotides long. RefSeq names its product coenzyme Q4 (gene COQ4). The transcript is spliced from 7 exons. Lineage: Eukaryota; Metazoa; Chordata; Testudines; Cheloniidae. The coding region runs from base 338 to 1126 and encodes 262 amino acids. The record is from RefSeq and is a predicted model, not a curated record. Gene Ontology annotation, biological process: ubiquinone biosynthetic process. Gene Ontology annotation, cellular component: mitochondrial inner membrane; mitochondrion.